AUGUCUAUCUAUCUAUCUAUCUAUCUAUCUCAGUGCUAUUAUCUGUCUAUCUAUCUAUUUAUCUGUCUAUUUAUCGAUCUAAAUCCUUUAAAUAUCUAUCUACCUAUCUAUAUGAUAUUAAUAUCCAUCUGUCUAUCUACCCAUCAUUCUAUCUAUCGCAAUCCAAUUGAUAUCUGUCUAUCAAUCACAUUCCGUUUGAUAUCUAUCUAUCUAUCUAUCUAUCUAUCUUAUCUUUUUAAUAUCUAUCUAUCUAUCUAUCUACCUAUCUAUCUGAGUCUUUUUAAUAUCUGUCGAUCUAACUAUCAUUCUAUCUAUCUCAGUCAUGUUAAUAUCUAUCAGUCUAUCUCUUUUAUCUAUCUAUCUAUUUAUCUCAUUUUUGUAAUAUCUGUCUUUCUAUCUAUCUAUUUAACUUCUUUUAAUCUAUCUAUCUAUCUAUCUACCUAUCUAUCUCAUCCUUUUAAUAUCUAUCUAUCAGUCUUUUUAAUAUAUAUCUAUCUAUCUAACUAUCUAUCUAUGUUUAACCGCCGUUUAAAUAUCUAUCUCUCUGUCUAUGUAUCUCUCUACCUUUCUAUCCGAGUCCUUUUAAUAUCUAUCUGUCUAUCUAUCCAUCGUUCUAUCUAUCUAUCUAUCUAUCUGAUCUUUUAA
This is a messenger RNA of Acanthosepion pharaonis, 645 nucleotides long. The record is from the annotation of a GenBank genome assembly. NCBI's taxonomy places the organism in Eukaryota, Metazoa, Mollusca, Cephalopoda, Sepiida, Sepiidae.